AUGAAUAAUGUCACAUUUAUUAUAAAUGUUUUAACCGUCUUUGUCUGUAUUGUAGAUAUAGAUGAGUGUGCAGAGCUCACGACCUGUCCCAAUGCUAAGUUUGAGUGUAAGAACAAGCCUGGCUCUGUCAACUGCUUCUGUAGAUACCAGAAGUCCAAGGACACUGAUGGCUGUGGUGACUUUGCCAAUCCACCAGGGGGUAAUUUGUUCAACGUCUCUUUGGACUGGACAAAGAACAAAUCUGAUGGACUCAAACAGCUGGUGGACAUUCUGUCGAUGGGUUUCCAGAACAAAUUCUACAACGCAAGCAUGAAGGAUCCGGUGCAGGGCUCCAGUCCAGGUGCGACAGAGUAUCGUAUCAACAUGUCCAGUGACACACCCCACUGGUACAUCAGAGACUACCUGGCCAGAGUCAGCAGCCACUAUCACAUCAGUGGCGUAGAAGUUGAUGAUCUGGAUGAGUGUAAGGCCAAGGAGGCGGAAUGCGUCUAUCCUGCUCUCUGCGCCAACACGUACGGAGGCUACAGGUGUGUUUGCAAUGGCACGACUGACGUGGAUAAAACCCAGUCCUGUGUGUUAGACAGAGACCAGGGGAAAGAUACGGAACUAGACCUUGUUCUGGGCCUGGUUCUGGGCAUCGGCAUCCCUCUGCUUUUGCUGCUGCUCCUGGCUGCACUGGCCUGCUUCUGCUGCUGCAAGAAGACUGUGACUGGAGACCUCCCACACAUGUUUCCAGACUACUUCCAGGAGCAGUACAACCCUCCGCCCUUCAACUACUCCGACCCUGCCCUACACUACAUAACCCACUGCAGCCCACGGAUCCUGGACAACUUCACACCCAGGCAACGCUACAGAUAG
This is a messenger RNA of Cottoperca gobio, 858 nucleotides long. RefSeq lists its product as uncharacterized. The coding region runs from base 1 to 858 and encodes 285 amino acids. The record is from RefSeq and is a predicted model, not a curated record. The transcript is spliced from 7 exons. NCBI's taxonomy places the organism in Eukaryota, Metazoa, Chordata, Actinopteri, Perciformes, Bovichtidae. Gene Ontology annotation, molecular function: calcium ion binding.